CGCCCCUCCCCCUUUUGAGGAGACAUGGAGUCGGGUCUGGAGCUCGAGCUGGAGGGAAAAGAGCACCCAAGAAACCUGAUUCCAGAACUCUGCAAGCAGUUCUAUCAUUUAGGCUGGGUAACCGGGACUGGUGGAGGCAUCAGCCUGAAAUAUGGGGAUGAAAUCUAUAUUGCUCCAUCAGGUGUUCAGAAGGAGAGGAUCCAGCCUGGUGACUUGUUUGUCUGUGACAUAAAAGAACGUGACAUCUCUGGCCCUCCACUCUGGAAGAAGCUGAAGAAAAGCCAAUGCACCCCCCUUUUUAUGAAUGCCUACACCAUGCGAGGAUCUGGAGCAGUCAUCCACACACACUCCAAAGCUGCUGUCAUGGUGACUCUCCUCUUCCCAGGAAAGGAAUUUCAAAUUACACAUCAAGAAAUGAUUAAAGGAAUCAGGAAAUGUCAGUCUGGAGGCUGUUACAGAUAUGAUGAGCUGCUGGUGGUUCCUAUCAUAGAGAAUACCCCAGAGGAAAAGGAUCUGAAGGACCGAAUGGCACGUGCCAUGGAGGAAUACCCAGAAUCCUGCGCUGUACUGGUUCGGCGCCAUGGCAUCUAUGUAUGGGGGAAGACAUGGCAAAAUGCUAAAACAAUGUGUGAGUGCUACGAUUAUCUGUUUGAUAUAGCUAUACAAAUGAAACAAUGCGGCCUUGACCCAUCUCGCCAGCCAGUGGAAGAAAAGGGCAUUGUCUAAGAUAGCUCUAUCAGGAAAUACCUGUGGUCAGUUGCAGAGCUACAUUGUAAAUCUGAAGACUUGUGCCUCAUAUGACUCUAUGAACUUUACAACCUGUCCUACUCUAUGAACAGAGCUCAACUACAGCACGGGUGAAUAUUCACGCUGAUGUCAGAUAUCCAUGUGUGGAUUGUUUCAGGCAACCUUUGCCAUGGUCUCUUAAUCACUGACAUUCAGACUCAACAAAAUUGAAUAUUUUACAAUGACUCAAGUCCAAAGACUGCGCUCUGGCAUAAGCGCUAACAAAACUCUUAUUAGGAACAUCUAUCCCAAGUCCUCUGCAUUCAAUUAUCAUGCAGGUCACUCUUUAGGGAAAGUAGUCAGUAAGUUCUUUUCUCCAGGUAACUUUAACCUAGAGCAUAGCUGAGUGCUAAUGGUACCGCAUGGUAAACCAGUCUAAUUCUCAGGUUAAUUUUCUGGGGAAAAAAACCAAGAUUGAUGUCAUCUCAGCUGGAUAAGUUUACCUUCAAUCAGUUCAUAUCUCAGUGAUGGUAACAAUGAAACUAUCAGACUGUCAUGAAAUCCUAUCUGUUUCUUCACCGUCCUUACCUGGUUGGGCCUACAUCUGUCGACAGACUGAUAGCAAUAUGGUUGUCUCUUAACUACCCUCUGAACUGGCCUUGUAAGCUGCUAAAUUAUAGAACCACUACAGAAAAGUUGAACAAGAAUAAAACCAGUAUCAACCCAGACUCUGGAAGUGAUAAAGGCACACCUUUCCCUGUCAACCCUCGGUUGUCCUCACCAUUAACUUGAGGCCUGCACCAAAAUUGAGAGAGCUGUCCCACAGCCCAUUCAAGCACAUAUAGAAUUAUACCUUGGAGAAACUGUCACAGACUCCUCCGUCAGGUUUAUAGCCAUGAUGGAAUUGGUUUGGGAGACCUCAACACUGACUUCAGAACCCAUGACGUCUCAUGAGGUCAGAUCAGACGUGACCAAGGAAAGGAAACCACCUCCUGAUUGCCAACUACCUGUCCAUCACCAAGAUUGACUAAGCUGGUGAAGUCCUAAAAGACACCUCUGCCAAACCAGGCGGUUAAAGAGCCAACAAGAUGGAAAAACCUACAUGGCCUCACGCUCUUCGAUUUCCCUGUCACAGAUGAAACUGUGAGUGCAAUGCACAGUCUUUGUGAAGAUCGAAGUCCCACCUUCACCGAAGGUUCAUUCCCCCCUACUCAGACUUGUUUCAAGGAUAGCAGGACUGUCCUAUGAGGAGAAAUUGGGAAAACCAGGCCUGUGUACUACAGCACUUCAAAUUUGACUUCAAUAGAAACCUGGAAUUAAGAGUCUAACGAUGACCAUGAAACCAUUGUCGAUGGUUGAAAAACCCUUCUGGUUCACUAACAUCUUUUUA
Chiloscyllium plagiosum (whitespotted bambooshark) is the source of this 2116-nucleotide messenger RNA. RefSeq names its product APAF1 interacting protein (gene apip). Gene Ontology annotation, cellular component: cytoplasm. Gene Ontology annotation, molecular function: methylthioribulose 1-phosphate dehydratase activity; metal ion binding. Lineage: Eukaryota; Metazoa; Chordata; Chondrichthyes; Orectolobiformes; Hemiscylliidae. The record is from RefSeq and is a predicted model, not a curated record.